AUGAACAAUUAUCCCCUCUACGUCAAUCCAAGGGCAAUUCCUCAAGAUGAGAUUCAGCACUACACUCGCGACUUUGUUGUCGCUGGCUCCUGGUCAUGCAUUGGCCAAGGUCUCAUGUCAAACCUUGAAGCUCUAAACGACAUCGCCUUCGACAACGGUGGCAACAGAGCCUUUGGUCUUCCUGGCUACGAUGCCUCCGUCGACUUCAUCUACAAGCGAGCAUCAAAGGUCAAGAACGCCAAGGUCUGGAAACAGAACUUCCCCGCCCUUUUUGCCUACGUCGACUCGAUUGAUCUCAAAGUCGACGACAAGUCCAUCUACGUCUACGGCUUGACCUACUCUCCCUCUACCACUGCAGAGGGUAUCACCGCCGAGAUUGCUCUUGGUCCUGAAGGCGCUGCUGGUUGCGACGCUUCUUCAUACGAUGGCCUUGACGUCAAGGGCAAGAUUGUGCUGGUGCAGCGAUUUAGAUGUCCUACUGGUGGAACUCUUGCCGGGAGAGUGAUUCCUGCUGCUGCGGCGGGUGCUUCUGCUGUUAUCAUCUACCAUGACUUGUCGACUAAUGUCACUGCUGGUUCGCUCAGCGCGCCUAACCCCGAGAAGCACGUUCCUGCUGGUUUCAUUAACCUUGCUGAUGGACAGAAGCUCAAGGAGAGGAUUGAAGCUGGCGAGAAGGUUGAGGCUCACUUCCAACAGUCGCAGACUAUUGAGGAGAGGAUUACAACGAAUGUCAUUGCUGAGACUACGGGUGGUGAUCCCCGCAAUGUUAUCAUGCUCGGCGCUCAUCUUGACAGUGUUCAAGCUGGCCCCGGUAUCAACGAUGAUGGUUCCGGUUCUUCUCUCAUCCUCGAACUCUUCCUCGCUCUCUCCAAGUACAAGACCAAGAACAAGAUCCGCUUCGCCUGGUGGGGCGCCGAAGAGAACGGCCUACUGGGAAGCAAAUUCUACACAUCCAACCUUGCUACCAAGGACGUCAACGACCUCCUCGUCUAUCUCAACUUCGAUAUGGUCGCCAAGGGCUUCUUCGGCGUCGCUGAUACCGACGGCAGCUCUCACGGAUCCAAGGCCCCCAAGGGUUCAGAGGUGACCGAGAAGAUUUUCAUUGAUUACUUCACCAGCAAGGGUAUUGAGACUACACCUGCUGUACUCACCAAUGGAAGUGACUAUGCUUCCUUCUGGCAGACUUUGAACAAGCCUUUUGGAUUCUUACACACUGGCACGGCUGUUGAGCAAGAUCCUUGCUACCAUCAAGCCUGUGACACCAUUGACAACCCCGACUCCAAGACUCUCACUGUCAACGCCAAGGCUGCUGCACACAUCCUUGCCACCCUCGACGAGCGAGGCACAAAGUUGAUUCCCAAGACCAAGAUCACCGACGCCACUCUUCAGAACCUCCAGCAGCGCAGCGUUGGUCCUGAUCUGGGACAGAUGGAGGAGCUGGAGGCCAUGGGUCUUCGACACUUGGGAUGUGGUCAGCAUGAAAUCUAA
Molecule: messenger RNA, 1488 nt
Organism: Fusarium pseudograminearum CS3096
Lineage: Eukaryota; Fungi; Ascomycota; Sordariomycetes; Hypocreales; Nectriaceae
Exons: 6
Coding region: 1-1488 (495 amino acids)
Biological process (GO): proteolysis
Molecular function (GO): metalloexopeptidase activity
Source: RefSeq, a predicted model, not a curated record